GGGGCCCCCCCGGGGCUGCGAGGGGCGGGCGGUUGCCGGUGCCAGCGGUGCCGGUGCCAGCGCCUCGCCUCGGGCAGCGAGGGGCAGGUCCCCCCGCCCCUGCCAUGGAGAGCGGGAUGCCGCUGUCUGGCAGGCAGCGAGCGCUGAUCCGGGAGAGCUGGCAGCGUGUGAGCGGCAGCCCCGAGCAGCACGGCCUCGUUCUCUUCACCAGGUUGUUUGACUUGGACCCUGACCUGUUGCCCCUUUUCCAGUACAACUGCAAGCAGUUUGCCAGCCCUCAGGAGUGCCUCUCUGCCCCUGAGUUCCUGGAUCACAUCAGGAAGGUGAUGCUGGUGAUCGACGCUGCUGUGAGCCACCUGGAGAACUUGUCCUGCCUGGAAGAGUACCUCUGCAACCUCGGCAAGAAGCACCAGGCAGUCGGUGUGAAGGUCGAGUCUUUCUCGACUGUUGGUGAGUCCUUGCUGUACAUGCUGGAGAAAUGCCUUGGCACUGCCUUCAGCCCAGAUGUGCAGGAGGCCUGGAGCAAACUCUACGGUGCUGUGGUGAAAGCCAUGCGGCGUGGCUGGGACACCCUCCCAGAAGGUGACUAGAUCCUGACAGGCACCCCCACCCCUGACCACGCAGCAGUCCUGGGCAGGGGGAGUACUCGCACCAUGCUCUUUGCCUCUCUCCACCUCUGUCUUUCUCUGUGCACCAGCCCAGCGUCAUCUUCUCCAGUCAUGCAUGGUUUGGGGCUCUCCCAGUGAUUCCACCUUGCUUUGACACAAUCACAUCUCUGCCUUUGCUAAGGGCUGGCAGGGUAUGUCUCUGCAGGGAAGCCUAGGAGCGCCACAGUACAGGUAUGCUGCCCUGUCCCAAGUCCCUUCAGGCUGGCUGGAGCACCCAUGUACCUACUCUGGUUUUUAGCUAGCUUAUCUUCCCUCUGCUUGCUGCCCACCCUAGUUAGAUGACAGCUAGCGUAGGCCUCUCAGGCUUAUUUGCCCAAGAUCCUAUUUGCUCAAGACUGUUCACUCCUCCUGUGCAGCUGUACCCCAUUCAACUAUGGCAAUGAUGGAUUUGGCUCCCUGCUGGGGCAGAGGCAGCAGAGGUGGGAGCUGGCCAUGCCAUAUGGCUAUCCUCUCCAAACCAUGCGGGGACUUUUUCUCCCUCUCCUUUCAGCAACACAUCCCUACCAGAUAGUUAAUCAUCUGUUGUUUUUCCUAUCCCCUCGAUGAGAUCCGUGGCUUUUCCUUGUGUCAGGUUGGCCACAACUCAGUGUAUUUCCUAGGGAUGCUUUGGGCAGCAGAGACAUGUUAAUCCCAAGGUGAGGCUGCUUUAAGCAGGCCUGGGCUGCCAGCUGAAAGGCUCUGUGUUGGUUUGGCUGGUUGGUUUAACCCCCGAGCCAGCUGAAAUGCAGCAGCAGCAGUGGCUGUUCACUGCUUUGUGUUAAGGAGAGUAAAGUAAAUACAAGGAAAAGAUGUCUUAAAAUAAAAAGAAGGUUGUAAUCAUGUCACGGCAACAGCUUCCAGAAAUCAUUCCUGACUCUUAGCCAGAGGAAGCAUAGCUGGAAUUUCUCUAUUGAUACUGUCAGGACCUGGAGCACUUCCCAGCUGCACACAAUGCCCAUCUGUGGAGCUCCUUGCCCUUUAGUAAACCCUACCAGCCAUACUUCAGACACAACUGAUUCAGAGCA
Messenger RNA from Neopsephotus bourkii (Bourke's parrot), 1672 nucleotides. It is a transcript of the gene NGB, whose product is annotated as neuroglobin. The coding region runs from base 105 to 590 and encodes 161 amino acids. Gene Ontology annotation, molecular function: oxygen binding; heme binding. The record is from RefSeq and is a predicted model, not a curated record. NCBI's taxonomy places the organism in Eukaryota, Metazoa, Chordata, Aves, Psittaciformes, Psittacidae. The transcript has 4 exons.